UUACAGGUGUGGUACAAGUGGUAAACAAAAUAAAUGGCGUCGUAUUUACAUCGUCUGACGAAAACUUAUUCAAGACUUUCUCUGUAUAUUGUGCUCUAGCUUUACACUACGCCAAACUGAACAAUAAAAUGCAUAAAACGGGUCUUCUAAAUGAGUCAAAUAUGCAGCUUUUAAGCCUUCAGAUAAAACCGUGUUCACACGAUAUCAUGAACUUUUUGGAGAACACAGAGGUGAAUAUACCGAGUGGCUUUGAUGAUUUUAGAUGGUAUAUCUCCGUGGAAGAAGAACCCAUUAUGCCGCAAAUGGUGUACCACAUGCUGAAAACGGUUGUUGGGUUUACAGAUAUGAACAUAGGUUUACUUGUCGAUUUUAUUUUAACAGUCCGAAAAUGUUAUAGACCAAAUCCCUACCACAAUUGGGAGCAUGCCUUCAACGUGUCACAUUGCAUGUAUAAUAUAUUGCUCAGAAAUCCUGCGUUGUUUACAGAAGUAGAGGUAAUCUAUAAUCGAUACCAAAUAAACUUUUAG
Sitophilus oryzae (rice weevil) is the source of this 527-nucleotide messenger RNA. Its product is annotated as cAMP and cAMP-inhibited cGMP 3',5'-cyclic phosphodiesterase 10A-like. Gene Ontology annotation, molecular function: 3',5'-cGMP-stimulated cyclic-nucleotide phosphodiesterase activity. The transcript has 3 exons. NCBI's taxonomy places the organism in Eukaryota, Metazoa, Arthropoda, Insecta, Coleoptera, Curculionidae. The record is from RefSeq and is a predicted model, not a curated record. The coding region runs from base 129 to 527 and encodes 132 amino acids. Gene Ontology annotation, biological process: signal transduction; negative regulation of receptor guanylyl cyclase signaling pathway.